Messenger RNA from Betta splendens (Siamese fighting fish), 2495 nucleotides. It is a transcript of the gene p4htmb, whose product is annotated as prolyl 4-hydroxylase, transmembrane b. Gene Ontology annotation, biological process: peptidyl-proline hydroxylation to 4-hydroxy-L-proline. Gene Ontology annotation, cellular component: endoplasmic reticulum. NCBI's taxonomy places the organism in Eukaryota, Metazoa, Chordata, Actinopteri, Anabantiformes, Osphronemidae. Gene Ontology annotation, molecular function: procollagen-proline 4-dioxygenase activity; L-ascorbic acid binding; calcium ion binding. The record is from RefSeq and is a predicted model, not a curated record. Bases 441 to 2015 code for a protein of 524 amino acids. The transcript is spliced from 9 exons.
GUCAGCAUUGCACGCAGUGGGCUGAAUCUGUGGCAGUGUCGUGUAAACGAUAAUAGGAUUAUUGCACGUAACAGCGGAGUGCGGCGUCUGCGUGGAAUGGCCGCUGUCCCCGGACGGACGCUGGGUCACGGACCGGGCCGUGGGACGGGUUCGGAUGCGCAGUGCGCCUUGCUGCCGCCGCGGACGGGGGCUGCUGCGGCGUAAACACGGCUGUCAGCGCUGCGGUGCGCGGGUAACGGGUUCACGCACCACACGUCCACGCAGCCCGUGUUUACCUCGAGCCGGUGAUGCCGCUGGAUGUGGAUUUCCGCAGCGAACCGUCCGGAGCGCCGCGCGAGGAUUCCCCUUUUAAACGCCACUGCGGCUAGUCCGACCCGCAAACGCGUUCUGACAGAUGGACUCGGUCCCGUGGACGCGUCCACUCCUUCCAUCUCCGGGAAAUGACUGAAAACAUGGAGACCCUGGAUGCCGAGGACGCGACUCCGGCCGGGAGCGCGACCUUGCCGCCGCUCCGGCCGCCGUGCGAGCGCCUCUCGCCGCACAAGAGCAGCGUGUGCUCGCGCUCCUACUUCGUGGUGGUCAUGGUGUUUUUUCACGUGUACAUCAUUAACGUCAUAGCGCUGCUGUUCUACGUGCACUACAGCAGCGGGCAGGAAGACGCCGCCCGGAGUCGCGAUGCCCCCGGCGCCGACCACCAGCGCCCCGAGGCGCGUCGUCCGCCGCCGAAGCACGAGUUUCUGCGCGACGUGUCGCUCACGAGGAUGGAGGGGAUCCGGGUGGGACACGUGCAGCGCGUGUCACUGGUGCCCGGAAAAGUGCACGAGAUGCGGACUUUGAGUCUGAAGCCUCUGCUGUUUGGUAAGAGAACAAACGCGGUGAAACGCAUUCAACAACGUCGACGUUUGUUGUCCUGCAAACGUGUUGGAGGGAAAAGUGGACUCGUGUGGAUUUUACAAGAGAUCCCCGGGUUUCUGGCGGAGGACGAGUGCCGCGUGGUGAUGCAGCUGGCACAGCUCAAGGGCCUGAUGGAAAGUCAGCUCAUGGUGCAGGACGGCCAAGACGAGCUGGCCAGAGAGCUCAACCUGAGCCCCGAGGAGAUCUUCAACCUCCUUGACAUCAACCAGGACGGGCAGCUGCAGCUCCACGAGAUUCUGACCCAUUCCAGAGUGAGGGACGGCAUCUGGCUCACGCCAGAGAAUCUGCGAGAGAUCUAUGCUGGGCUGAAAGCCGACAAGGAUGGCAAUGGUCUGCUGAGUCUGGAGGAGUUCAGGCUUCUGAGCAGCGACGCCUUCCAGCGCUUCCUGCUGCAGCGAGGGGUGAAACGGAGUCAGCUGGUGAGGAACAGCAGGCACACGUGGCUCUACCAGGGCAAAGGGGCGCACCGAGUGCUCCAGGACAUCAAGGCCAGGGUGACCCGCCUCACCCGGCUUCCCCCCGCGCUAGUGGACCUCAGCGAGCCCCUGCAGGUGGUCCGCUACGAAGAGGGCGGGCACUACCACGCCCACCACGACAGCGGGCCCGUGUACCCGGAAACGGGCUGCGCGCACACGCGCCUGGCCGCCAACACCUCCACGCCCUUCGAGACGUCCUGCAGGUACGUCACAGUUCUCUUCUACCUGAACUCUGUUGAGGGGGGCGGGGAGACCGCGUUCCCUGUGGCAGACAACAGGACCUAUGAUGAAGUGUCUCUCAUACAGAACGACGUGGACCUCUUGGACACCCGGAGAAACUGCGACAAGAGCAACCUGAGGGUGACGCCCACCAAAGGAACAGCUGUUUUCUGGUACAACUACCUUUCAGAUGGAAGAGGUUGGGUGGGGGAGCAGGACGAAUACGCGCUGCACGGAGGCUGUGUGGUCACCAGGGGCACCAAGUGGAUCGCCAAUAAAUGGAUCAACAUCGAUCCCGACUACCAGCGGCAGGCUCGCUACCAGCAGCUGGUGGCGCAGCAGCCGGAGGACGAGGAGGACGCGGGUCCGACGCCACGCGGCCACGACGUCCACCAGGACUUGUAGCUCACGCACCAAACGUCCCGCCUCCCCCGGCCCCUGCACCGCACCAAUGGGAGCAUCCUCCGUGGCCAGUGGACAGACAAGACUCAUUCAGGGGACGAGCUUUAUGCAACUGUAAAGACAGCUUGUUUUGUUAUAUACGGCUUUUCUGUGAUUUUUUUUUAAGUAUGUUUCCCAUUUAAGGAAUGUUGCACUAGAAGCAUAGUAAAGCAGUUGGGACAAAGAAUCCUGCAUGCUUUAGCUUCACAGGUUUUGAGCCAAAAAUGCACUUGAAAUUUAAAAAGGCUGCUGUAAUUUAUCGUUUGUCCGUUAACGGCUCAUGCUGCAUGUUGCCUGGUCUUUGAUCCAGUCUUUGGGUUUAUUAUUCCCUUCAGUGAUAGUCCUCUGGAAUAAAACUGUUUUAUGGAUGUUUCAUAGUUUAUUCAUUUUAGUUUGACUGUAACCGUGUGCGUCUCCCACACUGAAUAAAGUUAAAUAUGUUGA